This is a messenger RNA of Leptonychotes weddellii (Weddell seal), 1156 nucleotides long. The record is from RefSeq and is a predicted model, not a curated record. NCBI's taxonomy places the organism in Eukaryota, Metazoa, Chordata, Mammalia, Carnivora, Phocidae.
UUCAGGCCUGGAGUUGGGAGUGGGGGCUGGAGGCCUUCAACUUCUGUGAGCCAACAGGUUGUCUUGGUCACCGAGCCUGGGAUGGGGGCAGGAGUCUUGAUCCUAAUCCCUGUUCUGCCGCUGACUUGCCCUUUGACCUGAAGAGCCAUGGUAUUCCUCUGGGCUUGUUUCCUCUUCUAGAGAAAAUGGGGAGGAAGGCAUUCUGCCUCUGGGAGACCUGGUUCUCUCUUCCCUGGAGUCCCAGCACCCUCAGACCUUUACUUUUCCUGCCCCUCCCAGGUCACCACCACAGCAAAGAAUACAGAGAGAUCAACCCCCUGAAGAAGCUACCCAGCCUCAAAGAUGGAAAAUUUAUCUUAUCUGAAAGUGUGGCCAUCCUUUUCUACUUGUGCCGCAAGUACAGCACACCCUCGCACUGGUACCCACCCGACCUGCACACACGCGCCCGCGUGGAUGAGUUCAUGGCCUGGCAGCACACUGCCAUUCAGCUGCCCAUGAGCAAGAUCCUCUGGAUCAAGAUGCUGAUCCCAAUGAUCACAGGUGAGGAGGUUCCAGCUGAGAAGACAGAACAGAUGCUGGUAGAGGCGAAGAACAACAUGCAGCUCUUUGAGGAGAAGUUUCUGCAGGACAAGAUGUUCAUCACUGGGGACCACAUCUCACUGGCCGACCUGGUGGCCCUGGUGGAGAUGAUGCAGCCCAUGGGAAGCAAGUAUAAUGUCUUUCUCAACAGCUCCAAGAUAGCUGAGUGGCGCAUGAGGGUGGAGCUGGCUAUUGGCUCUGGCCUCUUCUGGGAGGCCCAUGACCGGUUGAUGAAGUUGGCAGAGUGGGACUGUUCAACGUUGGAUCCAAUGGUCAAGGAGAAGAUCUGCGAGUUGCUGCAGAAGUUCAAGUAGAAGCAGCCCAUCCUGCAGGGCCUGGCUGACUCAGCCCUUCUGAGCUUCCUUCCUUAGAGGAGAUGUUGAAAACAACUCUGUUUCUUUGCUUAAUAAAGUACUGUAACAACCACCAAGGCUGCUGAGCCCAGGACAGGUGGUGUGAGCAUAGGGUAUGCAUGGUGUGGGAGAUGGUGGUGGUCAUGGUUCCCCCCAGGUUCCAAAAAGAGUUUAAAAACUAAAAGUUAGGGCGCCUGGGUGGCUCAGUUGGUUAAGCGACUGCC